Molecule: messenger RNA, 1413 nt
Organism: Heterotrigona itama
Lineage: Eukaryota; Metazoa; Arthropoda; Insecta; Hymenoptera; Apidae
Source: the annotation of a GenBank genome assembly
AUGCUGUGUUUUGUGUGUGGCCCACAAACCAUAAAUCUGCCCUUCAUCGCACAUGACCUGAAUUUGAUCGUCGAGAAUCUAUCGAUGGCUAACAUGACAAUUACGAUUUCGCUCAUGAAGACUUUUCUGCUGAUGCACAUGGCCAAGGACUGGGCUGCGGUGAAGAUGAAAACCGAGAAAGAAACAAUGGUGAACAUCGCGAGGAUCACCAGAAAGACAACGAUCAGAUGCUCGAUGAUGUGCCAACUGGUGUUUGUCUGUUACGUGUCCCUUCGAUUACUUUCUAUGAAACACGACGACAACAAACUAUUCGUACGCGGUUAUUACCCUUACGACGUAACCAUUAGCCCGAAUUACGAACUGACAAUGAUUGGCCAAGUCAUUGCUGGUAUAUACGGAGCUGUGACGUUUCCAGCUGUGGACAUUUUUAUCGCCAUGCUGCUGUGGACACUUUUAUCGCCAUGCUGGUUCUACACGCUUGUGGCCAGCUUUCGAACUUGAAGAACGAUUUGAGGAAGAUUCAUUUAUACGAUAAAAAGGAGCUACAAACAAAGUUGAAGAAAAUUGUUCGGAAGCACAAUUAUAUUAAUAGGUUUGCCGAAACGAUAGAAAAUAGUUUCAACCUGCUGCUUUUGUUUCAAAUCCUCGGGUGCACCGUUCAAUUAUGCUUCCAGUCUUUCCAAGCUAUCAUGUCAGUUGGAGAGAAGACUGAGCAAUACAUGAUUUUCCAAAUUACAUUUUUGUGUUAUUACGUGGUUUGCGCGAUGGUGCAGUUGCUCCUGUACUGUUAUGUGGGCGAGAGGCUUGCGUCCGAGCUGAAACACGCGUUGAAGUUUACAAUUUCUCAGAGUACAGAUAUAGCUGAAACAGCAUAUCAUUGCGAAUGGUACAAUCUGCCUCCAGAGAUCGCAAAAUUACUUAUUAUUAUUAUGUGUCGAGCGAGAGCAUUACCGCUGAAGAUCACAGCAGGCAAAUUUUGUUGGUUCACUAUAUCUUUAUAUUCCCAAGUAAGUAAAGACAAAUUUCAAGUCAAUAUACACACUGAAUUUUCCAUAUAGUUUUCCUUUCAAACUUAGGAAGAUUCAGUCACUGAUUUAAGUGGUUUUAACGAUUUUAUUUUAAAUAUAAUACAAAUUUUUUGGAAUUAUGUCCACAUUUAAAAACACAGUUGAAAGAUCACAACUGAAGAAUGUUCAAUUUCUUUGAAAUAUUUAAAAAAUAAAAUGUUUAUAAUCACGUGCCUCCUACCAUUUUUCGAAUAAUUUCAAAUGUAAUCCUUGUUUAAUAAAUAAAUUUAUAUAAUUUAAAAGUAUUAAUAAUAAAUAAAUUUAUAUAAUUUAAAAGUAAUGCAUGUUUCAGGUUCUGAAAAGCUCAGCGUCGUACAUAUCCGUCCUAUACGCGACAAGAAGUUAA